Arabidopsis thaliana (thale cress) is the source of this 612-nucleotide messenger RNA. RefSeq lists its product as uncharacterized. The coding region runs from base 1 to 612 and encodes 203 amino acids. NCBI's taxonomy places the organism in Eukaryota, Viridiplantae, Streptophyta, Magnoliopsida, Brassicales, Brassicaceae. The transcript is spliced from 4 exons. The record is from RefSeq and is marked reviewed.
AUGGUAUCAGAGCCAAUGGAAGAAGAAGAAGAACUAAGAGGUGGUGACAAGAGAGAGUACCAUCAACUUUCACAAACAUAUUCACAAGAAGAAGGCUCCAACAACGAUGAAGAAGAUAGGAAAUCUUCUCUAGAGGCAAUGGAGAAAACGGAUGUGGAUUUGGAGCUGUGGAAGGAGAAUUCUGAAACUUUGUUCAACAACGUCUUGGUGAAGCGUAAGACGGGAAAGCGGCCUGUUAAGACUACAACACAAAGGCGUGGAGAAAAGUUUGUUUCAAAAGGAAGAAACAAAGGGGGCAACAAAAGUCAAAAGAAGGCCGAGAAAUGGUGUGACUUUUGUACGUGUGACGAUUACUUUGAGAGUGAUUGUUGGAAAAAGCAACACAGGGAUGUUAGCUUGCCUACGGGUGUAAGGUGCUUUGUGCGUAACAAGCCAUGGCACGUGGUGAAGAACUACAAGGUUAGGAAGGCCGAGAGAGCGAACCUAAGCCUAGAAGAAACAAACGAAGAGAGUGACAAUGAAGGUCACGUUGAAGAAAGAUCAUCAUCAAACGUGAAUGAUGAGACUGUAGUUAUGUUGAUAGGCAUAAGUGAAGAGUUACAACACUUAUAG